AAAAACGGAAAUUAAAGUGACGAUAAAAUCUCGAUUUCAAUUAGAUUAUUCUCAAAUCGUAUUGAUAAUGGCUCAGUUCGAGUGGAGAUUGUGCUUCAAUUAGGUGUUUGAUUCGGUUCGUCGCAUCGAAAAUUUCGAAAUGAUCACGGCCGUCUUAGUCGUGUUGCUUUUGGCGUUUCCGCUAAUCGCGUUAUGGAAAAGGAUAAGAAUUUUAUAUUACAUAGAGAAAUUGCCAGGACUGAGGGCUUAUCCACUGAUAGGAACAACGUAUCAGUUUUAUAACGUUCCAAAAUCUGAUAUAUUUUCUACUUUGGUUAAGAGGAAUUUGAAGUACGGACCAAUCCUGAGGUCGUGGCUCGGACACAGACCUCUCGUUCAUCUGAUGAAACCUGCAUAUUUUGAGAAAGUGAUGACGAGCCAAGUGAGCCUCAGCAAGGGCAUGAGCUACGACACCGUGAAGCCGUGGAUGGGGAACGGAUUGCUCGUUAAUACCGGUGCGUCCUGGCACCAGAGGAGGAAGCUUCUGACGCCGGCGUUCCAUUUCUCGAUACUGGAGAAUUUCGUGGAAGUUUUCAACGAGAAAGCCCUGAAGUUGGCGGACAAAUUGGAGACGAAAGUUGGCCAACAGAUUAAUAUGCUUCCUUACAUCACAAAGACGACUCUAGAUAUUAUCUGCGAAACUGCAAUGGGAAUACAGUUCAACGCAAUGGACGAUGGAAGCAGCGAGUAUAUAGAUGCGUUGUGCAGUGUCACGGGUUUGGCUAUAAUGAGGAUGUUGAGGCCGUGGGAGAUGAUACCGUUCAUCUAUAAGAUGACGAAAAACGGAAAGAGAUACUACCGUUGCGUGAAGAUCUUGCACGAGGUCGCAACCCAAGUGCUGGUUGAAAAGAAGAAAGCGUACAACUCGAAGAAGGCUUCUGCCGUCCAAGAAACGAGUGAGGAGGAUCUAUUGAUGGGGAAGAAGAAGCGCAAGGCGUUCUUGGAUCUCGUGUUGGAAGCGUCGAACGGCGGCCAGGAUCUGAGCGAUACGGAGAUUAGGGAGGAGAUUGAUACUUUCUUAUUCGCCGGACAUGACACUACUUCAUCUGGAAUCUGCUGGACGUUGCUGUUAUUGGGAAACCAUCAGGAUUGGCAGGACAAAGUGAGAACGGAAAUCGAGGAUAUAAUGCAGGGAGAGCAGAGGCCGUUCACGAUGCAGGAUUUGCAGGAGAUGAAAUGUCUCGAGCGGGUGAUCAAAGAGCAGCUCAGGAUCUUUCCGAACGUACCGGUUAUAGCGCGCAUGCUGAGCGAGGACCUGAACUUGGACGGCUAUUACAUUCCUGCCGGCGUGUCAAUCAAUAUGCAAAUCUACGAGGCGCACCACGAUCCCGAAAAUUGGCCGGAACCGGAACGCUUCGAUCCGGACCGUUUCUUGCCGGAAAACACGAAAAACCGACAUCCCUAUUCGUACGUGCCCUUCAGCGCCGGCCCAAGGAAUUGCAUUGGGCAAAAAUUCGCGCAGCACGAACAAAAGAUACUGUUAGCUACGAUUCUGAGGAAGUACCGAGUGAAGGCCGUGGACAAAGUGGAGGACGUAAAGAUGAAUUUCGAGAUAGUCAUCAGACCUCACGACGGUCUGAAUGUGAUCCUCGAGCGGAUCGAUUGAGGAGUUGUUUACUUACUUUUAAUACAAUGUAUUAUAAUAAUUAAUAUUAUUAAAAAAAAAACACUAAACUAAAGUAAAAUUAAGCCUGCUUCUUCGAGUGACGAGCCAUCAAGUUCGACUGAACAAUUUCAUGGAUCACUCGAGUUUCGUCAUUAAUUAUUUCGCAUGAGUUAGACGAAGAGGCAGAUAAUAGAAUGAAAGAGUGAGAGAAUAAAAGAGCUGGAUGAAUAUUGUUAUUAAACGGUAAUUUCAGCUACAGCAGCUGUAGCAGAGAAGU
Nicrophorus vespilloides is the source of this 1922-nucleotide messenger RNA. Its product is annotated as cytochrome P450 4C1-like. Lineage: Eukaryota; Metazoa; Arthropoda; Insecta; Coleoptera; Silphidae. Gene Ontology annotation, molecular function: iron ion binding; monooxygenase activity; oxidoreductase activity, acting on paired donors, with incorporation or reduction of molecular oxygen. The record is from RefSeq and is a predicted model, not a curated record. The transcript has 12 exons. The coding region runs from base 140 to 1645 and encodes 501 amino acids.